AUGGCUUCGCACGGCGUGGCUGUGACGCGGAGAUCGGGUCUCGUGCUCGCUGCAAUGGCUGCUCUCAUGCUCUUAGGGCUGCCGCCGGUCGCCAGCCAGCUGCAAGCAGCGGCCCCUCCGGCAGACCCGUGUGUGGCGAAAAAGUGUGGCGCCAAUGCGGUGUGCGUUAAGGAGAAAGGCAGUGCCAGAUGCGUCUGCAACGUUGGAUUCUCCAUGACCCCCACCGGCUGUGUUGCUGCUGGUGAGUGCUGCGGUGACCCAUGCGUGCUCAAGGCGUGUGGCGUCAACGGCAAGUGCAUCAAGGACAGUGCUGGAGUGGCGUCCUGCGUGUGUGACGCUGGCUUUGUGCUGCAGGCUGACAAGACUACAUGCAGCGACACAUGCGCGCUCAAGGCGUGUGGCAGCAACGGCAAGUGCACCAAGGACAGUGCUGGAGUGGCGUCCUGUAUGUGUGACACUGGCUUCGCACUGCAGGCUGAUGGCGUCACAUGCACCGUGUCCCCUCACUCGCGCAACUCUCUCUCCUCUCCCCCCCUUUCCCCAGACGCAUGCUCGCUCAAGGCGUGUGGCAGCAACAGCAAGUGCGUCAAGGACAGUGCUGGAGUGGCGUCCUGCGUGUGCAACACUGGCUUUGUGCUGCAGGCUGACAAGACUACAUGUGCUGACACAUGCACACUCAAGGCGUGUGGCAGCAACGGCAAGUGCACCAAGGACAGUGCUGGAGCGGCGUCCUGCGUGUGUGACACUGGCUUUGUGCUGCAGGCGGAUGGCAAGACGUGCACUGACACAUGCGUUUCCAAAGGGUGUGGCGGCAACGGCACGUGCAGCAAGAAUGUUGCUGGAGUGGCGUCCUGCGUGUGCAACGCUGGCUUCGUGCUGCAAGCUGACAAGAUAACAUGCACCGAUACGUGCGUCAUCAAGAACUGUGGUGCCAAUGCGAAUUGUGUAAAGGACGCUCAAGGCGUUGCAUCCUGUGUUUGCAAAACGGGCUUCCAGAUGGUGAACGGCGCUUGCACUGACACCUGCACGAUCAAGAACUGUGGUGCGAACGGCCGGUGCAUCAAGGACGCCACCACUGGAGCAGCGUCCUGUGUGUGUGACACUGGCUUUGUGCUGCAGGCGGAUGGCAAGACGUGCACUGUCUCCUCGUCGCCAGACACAUGCGUGCUCAAGGCGUGUGGCAGCAACAGCACGUGCAUCAAGGACAGUGCAGGGGUAGCGUCCUGCGUGUGCAACACUGGCUUGGUGCUGCAGGGUGACAAGGUUACAUGCACCGUCCUUUCCCAUAUCCUUUGUCUACCCUCAUUUGCCCAACCCCACCUCGCUCGCCCAACUCCCUCCCCUCUGUCUCCUCUUCCCCUCUGUCUCCUCUUCCCCUCUGUCUCCUCUUCCCCUCUGUCUCCUGUUCCCCUCUGUCUCCUCUUCCCCUCUGUCUCCUCUCCCCCUCUGUCUCCUCUUCCCCUCUGUCUCCUCUCCCCCUCUGUCUCCUCUUCCCCUCUGUCUCCUCUUCCCCUCUGUCUCCUCUUCCCCUCUGUCUCCUCUUCCCCUCUGUCUCCUCUUCCCCUCUGUCUCCUCUUCCCCUCUGUCUCCUCUUCCCCUCUGUCUCCUCUUCCCCUCUGUCUCCUCUUCCCCUCUGUCUCCUCUUCCCCUCUGUCUCCUCUUCCCCUCUGUCUCCUCUUCCCCUCUGUCUCCUCUUCCCCUCUGUCUCCUCUUCCCCUCUGUCUCCUCUUCCCCUCUGUCUCCUCUUCCCCUCUGUCUCCUCUUCCCCUCUGUCUCCUCUUCCCCUCUGUCUCCUCUUCCCCAGACACAUGCGUGCUCAAGGCGUGUGGCGUCAACGGCAAGUGCAUCAAGGACAGUGCUGGAGUGGCGUCCUGUGUGUGUGACACUGGCUUCGUGCUGCAGGCUGAUGGCGUCACAUGCACCGACACCUGCAAGAUCCAGGACUGUAGUGCAGACGGCCAGUGCAUCAAGGACGCCACCACUGGAGCAGCGUCCUGUGUGUGUGACACUGGCUUUGUGCUGCAGGCAGAUGGCAAGACGUGCAAAGACACCUGCAAGAUCCAGGACUGUAGUGCAGACGGCCAGUGCAUCAAGGACGCCACCACUGGAGCAGCGUCCUGUGUGUGUGACACUGGCUUUGUGCUGCAGGCAGAUGGCAAGACGUGCAAAGACACCUGCAAGAUCCAGGACUGUAGUGCAGACGGCCAGUGCAUCAAGGACGCCACCACUGGAGCAGCGUCCUGUGUGUGUGACACUGGCUUUGUGCUGCAGGCAGAUGGCAAGACGUGCAAAGACACCUGCAAGAUCAAGGACUGUAGUGCGAACGGCCAGUGCAUCAAGGAUGCCACUACUGGAGCAGCGUCCUGUGUGUGUGACAAUGGCUUUACGCUGCAGACAGAUGGCAAGACGUGCGAUGGUAUAUGA
Messenger RNA from Closterium sp. NIES-65, 2424 nucleotides. Lineage: Eukaryota; Viridiplantae; Streptophyta; Zygnematophyceae; Desmidiales; Closteriaceae. The record is from the annotation of a GenBank genome assembly.